This is a messenger RNA of Dichomitus squalens LYAD-421 SS1, 2421 nucleotides long. Its product is annotated as ARM repeat-containing protein. Gene Ontology annotation, biological process: endonucleolytic cleavage to generate mature 5'-end of SSU-rRNA from (SSU-rRNA, 5.8S rRNA, LSU-rRNA); ribosomal small subunit export from nucleus; endonucleolytic cleavage in 5'-ETS of tricistronic rRNA transcript (SSU-rRNA, 5.8S rRNA, LSU-rRNA). Lineage: Eukaryota; Fungi; Basidiomycota; Agaricomycetes; Polyporales; Polyporaceae. The transcript has 13 exons. Bases 1 to 2421 code for a protein of 806 amino acids. Gene Ontology annotation, cellular component: preribosome, small subunit precursor; 90S preribosome; nucleolus. Gene Ontology annotation, molecular function: RNA binding. The record is from RefSeq and is a predicted model, not a curated record.
AUGCCAAGAGAGAACAGGAAAAGGGGAAAGAAGCACAAGAAAUCCAAAGAGGAGGCAGAGCCCCAGCAAGAUUCAUACGUACCAGACUUCGAGGAGCAGGAGGAUGCUGCCGGCCCGUCCUGGAUAGUGCCUGCGCGGGACGCCCCUGCUGCUGACCUCAAUGCGCCGUUUGGCUAUGUGGAUGCGGAGGUCAAGGCUUACUUCCGUACCGUGGACGUGCAGAUCCGCGAAUGGCAGGAAACCAAGCCGGAGGUGGAGGCGGACGAGGACGUCGAUCCAAAUGAGGAUCGUCGUCUAUUCUUUGUUGCGGCUCUGACGGAAAUGUCUGGAAAGGAGAAGCAGCUCGCAACCGACCCCGACUGCUCGACCAUCCUCGAGCGGAUGGUAUACUCCAUGGAUGACUUCGUUCGCCGUGUGUUCAUGGAUAGGCUAAGUGGCUCGUUUGAGCAGUUGAGCAAGCACCGGUUUGCUUCGCAUGUCUGCCAAACCUUGCUCACGGUCGCCUCUGAGACUGUGGCCCGCGAAUCCAAAGGAAUCCUCCCUCCAACGCCCGAAGAACAAGAAGACGAGGGGGAGCUCCGUACCCUUACCCAACUAGUGCUAGAUGCAUGCGAGGAGUUAUUACCCUCUCUGUCCUCGCUCAUCAUGGAUCCAUUUGCAUCCCACGUAAUCCGCGCCCUCCUGCUUCUGCUCGCAUCCGACGUGCUCUCGAUCGAAGACACAGCAAACGGCAGCCCUGGGAAGUCCGCGUUCGCUCUACGUUCGAAGAAGAGUGCUGCGUACAAGGCACGGCAGGGCUCCAUGAAGUCCGUCUUCGAGAAUGGCGAGCAGGGCCAGGAAAAAGCGGGAAAGCGUACGCUAAAGGAGUUCCGGAAAGCGGCGUUCAGCAUCGUGUCAACCCUGCGAGAACAGCUCGGCGGAAACGAGGUUCGAGUGCUGGCGGCAAACCAGGUGGCCAGUCCGGUCUUACAGAUGUUGCUCGAGCUUGAGGCAGCCUACGAGAUAGCUGACACGCCAGGUUCUCUCAUGGAUCACGCUCUCGUCGGCAUGGUUACCGCCAUUCAUGAGAACCCCGAUACCGGGGUGCCCGAGUCCGAUUACCUCAUGACCCUCUUACGGGACCCUACGGCCUCGCACUUGCUCGAGACGCUUGUGCGGCGAUCGCCCGACCGGGUGUUUGACAUCAUGUGGCGGACGUACUUCGCGGGAAAGCUGGCUAAGCUUGCCGUGCACCCCGUCGCGAACUUCGUGGUGGCGAAGGCGUUCGAGCGGUUGAGUCCUGAGCAACUAGACGCUGCGGUGGAGGAGGUGAAGGGCGUUGCAGGGAAGAUAGUCAAGAACUCCCGGACUGGUGUGUUGCGGGCACUUGUGGACCGCGCGGGUGCUAUUCAAUCUGGUAUCCAGGAUGUUGUUGAGCUUGUUGUCGCCGCGUUUGAACUGGAAUCAGAAGAUGCUAAGGCGCUCCUCGUUCCGUGCAUUCUGAGGUUGAAGCCCUUGCCGGUGAGUCCGAAUCAUGUAGUUGAGUUAGCGAGUCGAGAGGAGAAAGAACCAAGUGAGGAACCGCGCCAUAAACGACGGAAAAUCGAGGAUCCUCUAGAACCCAAGGUCCCCGGUGCUGUUUUACUGCAGUCCAUGCUACGGCUACCCUCUCCACAUAACGAUGUGGUCCUGCAUAGUCUACAAGCCAUGAGCUUGGACGACCUGAUCCAGAUGGCGCAUCACUCCAAAAGCUCACGCGUGUUUGACGUAGCCCUAGAGUCAGAGACCGUCCCCAAGACCGCCAAGCGCAAGUUCGUCAUGACUUUCAUCGGCCACUACCACGUCCUCGUGGACGAUCGGAUAGGCAGCAGAGUUGGCGACCGUUGCUGGGCGUCUGCAGAUCCCUACCUCAAGGAGAAAAUCGCACGGUCACUCAUCCCGCACGAGCAUGCCCUCGCGGGCUCGUUCUACGGCAAGUUCUUCGCGCGGAACCUGAACCUGCACGUGCUUCAGCGCGAUCCCGAGCGCUGGAAGAGCAUGCAGGCCACCGCCAAGCAGCCCGUCCCUGCCUCUGGAUCCGCAUCAAAUCCCACCGCUGCCUCGCGGCAGCCUCAACCGAAAUCCCUCGGCCAGAAGCCCGAACCUGGCAAGCGCAAGGCCAAGGGCUCGCGGCCGCAGAACGAGAUCGACGCACUGUUCGACGCGACGCUCGGGAAGAAGGUCAAGAAGGCCGAGCUAGCUAGCGUCGACAAGAUCAAGGGCAAGGAAGACGUCGAGUCCAAGUCCAAGUCGAAAACGAAGGAUGGCGAGAAGAAGAGCAAGAAGCGCAAGGAUGAAGAGGAGGGUGCAGCUGCGGAUAAGGACUUGAGCGACGUCUUGGGGGCGAUUCGCUCGGCGCCAAAGGAUGACAAGGGGCCAAAGAAGAGGAAGCGGGCACAUUAG